Messenger RNA from Rhineura floridana, 18595 nucleotides. It is a transcript of the gene PDE3A, whose product is annotated as phosphodiesterase 3A. The transcript is spliced from 16 exons. NCBI's taxonomy places the organism in Eukaryota, Metazoa, Chordata, Lepidosauria, Squamata, Rhineuridae. Gene Ontology annotation, biological process: oocyte maturation; positive regulation of oocyte development. Gene Ontology annotation, cellular component: cytosol. Gene Ontology annotation, molecular function: 3',5'-cyclic-AMP phosphodiesterase activity. Bases 1275 to 4730 code for a protein of 1151 amino acids. The record is from RefSeq and is a predicted model, not a curated record.
AGCGACGGAGGUGCCAACCAACGGGAAAUCCAGGUGCUAUCUGAUCCUAUCGCUUCUCGCUCUCUUUUCCAGCUCUCCUGUAGUUCCCCACCUACCCACCCGGUGUGUAGAGCAGAGCAGGACUGAACGGCAAGCCCAAGCCGACCUUCUCUCCCCGUCCUCCCCAACCACUCACUCCUCAACAGGAGUUGGUGGAGGCUUGCCCGCUUACACACACACACACACGGGGGGGGAGUAAAGGCUUCUCUGCCUAAGCCCCUUCUUUCAAUCGACCCUCUCCUUUAAGGGGGGGGGGACGGAUAGUAAAUUCUACCUCCGCCCGAUCGGUUCCUUUGUGGCCGCUUUCAGCAGGAGCUUUCCGUUUCGCAAAGGCAACACAAAAGCCGCGAGAGGAAGAACAUUCGGGUUACUCUCCCGUGCAAACCCUCCCCCCCCCACCACCAAAACAAACAAAACUUAGCAACUUUCCCGCUCUGCGCCUUUUGAUCGAUUACUUCCCACCUUCUGCCCUGCGAUGAGCGGCAGCCUUCCGGCCCCCAGCUAUGGGGCACGGCGGCGAUCGGUGGCUUCUGGCCGGGAUCCCGCUGGGAAGGAUCGCCCGAGCGGGCAGGCAGAGUGAGAGAGGCGCGCGGAGCAAGAGCGACGGCAGCAGCAGCGGCACCACCAAGGAAGCGGAGGAGGAGGAGGGCAAAAAAGCGGCGAGAGUGGGAAGGGAUUCCCAGGCGCUGUCGGCCCGCAGGCUGCUCCGGCCCGCCAGCCCUGCGCCUCCUCCCCGGGCCGAGAGGCGAGGAGGACCCGGAGGACCCAUGGCCUAACAAGAGCAUCGCCACCAGCCGACUCUCCGGAUGUACAAAGCCCCGUGUCUGGCCGGUCUCUUACAAUACUUACGGUCUUUGAUUUCAUUUAAAAAAAAAACUGGCGGAGAGAGUAAGACGAAGACUCAAACCCUUCGAUGCGUAUUAACCCUUUGUUUUCAACUCCUCCUGAAUUGCUAUUAUUCUCACUUUUUAAAAAAACAUCGCCUCUUUUGCACGCAGCCCUUAAGCCUACUGGUUCAGUUUGGAUUUUUUAAAAAAAAAAAUAUUUGGGGGGGGGCUUUUUUGCAAUUCCCUCCUCUGCAAGGGCGCUGUUUUAAGGAAUUAGUAUCAUUCUGCGCGCCUGCAAGAGAGUUGGAUUUUUUUGGUGGGGUGGGGGAGAGAAGAGGGGGUUGGGUUCAAUCUGGAGAGUUGCGUUUCCUCCCCCCCUGGUGACACGGGGGGGUGAGCCCUCUCGCUAUGGCUGUGAGCAGCGACUGUGCGAGCAGGGUCGGAAGCAAAGACAGCUGGAGCGAGGAGAAAAACUCCGAGGGGGCGGCGGCUGCAGCCGCGACGGUAUCAACAGAGGCAGCCUUAGAAGCCGGUUGCAACGGUUGCUGCUCUUCGGUUGGGCCGGAGGAAGUGGAGAGCCGCCGCCACCGCCAAAACGGGACCGGAGAUUCGAGCGCCGAAGAGGCUUUCGCCAGCGUUUGGAAGCGCUGCAAACUUUCUUGGGCUCUAGGCGCAGGCUUGCUGGCUCUGCUGCUCUGGGCGCUCGGGAUCCGCCUGGUGCGCAGCGCCGGGGACGAGGAAGGCGAAGAGGCGGCCGCCGCCGCUCCAGGCGAAGGGACCCCCAUCCCAGGUGGGAGCUGGCCGGCGAUCCCGGGCUCCUCGCUGUGCUGCUGCUGCCUCCUCCUGGCCGCCUGCUUCUGGCUGGGCUGGGGCUUGCUGCGCGCCGGGGUCCGCCUGCGCACGGCCGCCUCGCUCCUGGCCGCCUGCUGCGGGGGGGAAGCGCUCGCGCAGAUUGGCUUGGCCCGCGGGGAGGACCGCCUGCUCUCCUUCGCCGCCACAGGGGUGGUGCUCGGCUGCCUGACCGGUGGGACAUGGCUGGCGCUGCGGCUCCAGCAGGGCGUCCUCAUGAUCGCCGGGACUAGCGCUCUCCGGCUCGCCUCCCUUGUCUCCCUGGAGAGCGUCAGGGCGCCUUGGAGACCUUACCUGGCUUAUCUGCUCGGCUUGCUGGGCAUCCUUUUGGCAGGCUACGCGCGCCGCGCCGCCGGGAAGCGGGAGGAGGAGGAGAAGGAGGAAGGCAGAGAAGGGACGGCGGGAACGGCUCGAGCUGCUGCCCGGCCGGCCAAGGAAGAGGCGCCGGUUUUUAAGAGGAGGAGGAGGUCCAGUUCUAUGAUCUCCGCCGAGAUGGCUGGCUGUGGCAAUAAGUCCCAUCGCAGGACCUCCUUGCCUUGCAUCCCUCGAGAGCAGAUCAUGGGACAUUCUGAAUGGGAUCACAAGCGAGGACCCAGAGGAUCUCAGUCUUCAGGUACCAGUAUUACAGUUGACAUUGCCAUCAUGGGAGAAGCUCACGGCCUUAUUACAGACCUUCUGGCAGAUCCUUCCUUACCACCCAAUGUCUGCACCUCCCUCCGAGCAGUGAGCAACCUGCUGAACACACAGCUAACCUUCCAAGCUAUCCACAAGCCAAGGGUCAACCCUUUGGCAUCCUUCAACGAGAACUAUACAUGCUCCGACACCGAAGAAUGCUCGGAGAAGGGAGAAAAGCUGACGAUUCCCAAGCGCUUCCGGAAAAGUCUGCCCCCAGGUCUUCUGCGACGAGUAUCGUCCACUUGGACAACAACCACAUCUGCCACUGGUUUACCCACUUUGGAGCCAGCUCCAGUGAGAAGAGACCGUAGCGCUAGCAUAAAACUUUAUGAUACUUCAUCAUCUGGUUCCGAUCCAUGGAACAAUUCCCUCCUGAUGAACAUCACCAAAAGCAGAUCAUUCUCCGCCUCCUAUGCAAUGUCUGCUGCCAACCAUCUGAAUUCCAAAAGGCCCAACCGGCAAGGUAUCCCUCCCAAUAUUUCACCUCUGACCUCCCCAAGCCCUUCACCCAUCCAGGGCACCCCAGCCAGCAGCCCCACCAGCAAGACCUCAAAUGAACAAUUCCCAGAGUCGACAGUCACUGCCACUCAGCAAACUAUGAAGCCCCACAGGGCCUUAGGUUGCACUCAGAGUGCACCUAACCUGCCGGAGCCUGUUGUGGCCACCCCGGUCAUUUGCAGCAGCUGCGGCAGGCCAUACAACCCAGUAGACCCCAGUGAGGAACCGUUGAACAGACGGGAAGGGGGAACGCACUCCUUGAACAGAACAGAUGAUCCAGCACAAGCCACCUCCGAUUACGAAACAAACAACAGUGACAGCAGCGACAUCUUGCAGAACGACGACGAAACGGAUUGCUCCAAGGAGCAGGCACGGACGGGAUCUGUCUGCAGGAUGUAUCAACCAGAGACAAUCAUACUGCAUCCCUUGUUGCCGCCUGAGGACAAGCCUAUUCUUGCCCCAGAGCCUCUAAUAAUGGACAAUUUGGACCCUCUUAUGGAGCAGCUAAACAAUUGGAAUUUCCCAAUCUUUGAUUUGGUAGACAAGAUAGGCAAGAAAUGUGGCCGGAUCCUCAGUCAGGUGUCUUACAGGCUCUUUGAGGACAUGGGGCUAUUUGAAACCUUUAAAAUUCCUGUGAGAGAGUUUAUGAACUAUUUCCAUGCUCUGGAGUGUGGAUACCGAGAAAUACCUUAUCACAACAGGACCCAUGCCACUGAUGUACUCCAUGCUGUUUGGUACCUUUCAACCCAGUCUAUACCAGGCCUCCCAACUGUGAUUAAUGACCAUGGGUCAGCAAGUGAUUCAGAUUCUGAUAGUGGGAUCACUCAUGGCCACUUAGGGUAUGUGUUGUCGAAAACAUAUACCCCAGCAGAUGACAGCUAUGGAUGCUUGGCUGGCAACAUCCCUGCCCUUGAGCUGAUGGCCCUUUAUGUAGCUGCUGCUAUGCAUGAUUAUGAUCACCCAGGAAGAACCAAUGCCUUUUUGGUUGCAACCAGCGCUCCUCAGGCUGUUCUGUAUAACGACCGCUCUGUUUUGGAAAACCAUCAUGCAGCCGCUGCAUGGAACCUCUUCAUGUCCACGCCCGAAUAUAACUUCUUAGUCAACCUUGAUCAUGUGGAAUUCAAGCACUUUCGGUUCCUUGUCAUUGAGGCAAUUUUGGCCACUGAUCUGAAGAAGCACUUUGACUUUGUAGCUAAAUUCAAUGCCAAGGUGAAUGAUGAUGUUGGCAUUGACUGGACGAAUGAGAAUGACCGCUUGCUGGUUUGCCAGAUGUGCAUCAAGCUGGCUGACAUCAAUGGGCCAGCGAAAUGCAAAGACUUGCAUCUGCGAUGGACUGAGGGCAUUGUCAAUGAAUUUUACGAGCAGGGUGACGAGGAAGCCAGCUUAGGCCUCCCUAUCAGCCCUUUCAUGGAUCGCGCUGCUCCGCAGUUGGCAAACCUCCAGGAAUCUUUCAUCUCCCACAUAGUGGGGCCACUGUGCAACUCCUAUGAUUCAGCAGGUCUGAUGCCAGGGAAGUGGAUUGAAGAUAGUGAUGAGUCGGGGGAUACUGACGAACAGGAAGAAGAUACGGCCGACAUGGAAACCUGUGAAAACUCAGAGUCAAGAAAGAAGAGGAGGAAAAUCUACUGCCAAAUAACACAGCACCUACUUGAGAACCAUCAGAUGUGGAAGAAAGUCAUUGGGGAGGAAGAGCGAAAAGCCGGGACAGAAAAGCAGGCUCUGGAGCAACCACUGGUGUUGCACCAAGCCUCUGAAGAAAUUGAGGCUAUCAAAGAGGAAGAAGAGGAAAAAGGGAAGGCCAAAGGGGAAGAGGGAAGCACAGCUGUUGAGACAAGCCAAUGACAAGGAUAGGAAUUUGAGCAGUAUUUGAAGACAAGGAUGACUUGCGUACCAGUUCCUUUUACAAGCCAGCACAACAUUUAGACACAACACUGUAGAAAUACGGGAUAAUGCACCUACAGCUGUUUAAGUUGUUUCUCUUUACUUUUUUAAAUAUAUAUAGAUACACACACACACACAUAUUUUGUUUAAACUCCUCUGCUCAAAGAUGCUUUUACAUUGCAACACCAACUUUUUACAGACAUUUGUACGGGGUGGGGAAUUAUAAAUAUACAGUAUAUAUAUAUAUAUAUAUAUAUAUAUAUAUAUAUAUAUAUAUACACACACACACACACACACUCAUAUACAUAUACUCUCUCUUUUUUUCUUUCUCUCUCUCUCUGUGGGUGUGUAUAUAUAUAUAUAUAUUAGCCAGGGUUUGUCAGCUACAUUUUUCUUCAUUUUUUGUUCAUUUUAUUUUUUUAAGUGAUGACAUAUUAUGGUAACUGUGAUACAAAAGAAAAAAAGAGACGAUGUUUCUAAAUGAGAGGCCUGCUCACAGUGAAGUGAGUUGUAUUGUGAGUACAUUGCCCUUGUUCUUGCUCUCUGUGAUGUGGUGCCAUUGAAAUUAUGAAUGAAAUAUUGAUACAAUCUGCCAACAGGAUGGAUGUGAUGUUGCAUUGGAAACUGAUUGUGGCACUAGAGUAUGUUGAGUCAGCACUUGUGCAUAAGGUCCAACCCCAGAAUGUCACAAAAAUGGCCAGCACCACACAGGGUGUCAUUUUUGUUUGAAAAUGAGAUCUGCGCUUUUUCUUUCGAAGCGUUGGAAAGGCUAUAUUGAAGUACUCCAUUUUUUCUUCUUCUGCACAACUCAGAAUAAUCCAGAUAGGUGUGACCCAGAGCAGCAAAAAAGUUGCUGGCACUUGUCCAUAAUGUCCAAAGGUAUUCUCACUUUUUUGAAACAGAAAGCUCUGGGGAGAAGUAUUUGCAUGGCUCCCUGCAAUACAUCCCUUCAUAAUAAUCACAAAUUUCAUUAUGAAAGAAGAACCAUAUCAACCAUUCUCAUUUUUAUGUUGAGUAACAACUUGAGAUGCUUGGUCAUGGCUUAUUGUAAUUUUUUAAACUGGAAUUUGUGGAACAACCAUCAAAUUUGUCACCUGGGCAUCUACAUAAGUGACAUACAAACUUUCAGUGAAUACAUUCUGCAUUGAUUUGUUUGCUACAAAACCUCUGUGUACUGUACAGCAUUCUGGAGCUGCAUGCACAAUGAGUGCAAAACAUUGGCCAGACCUCAUUGGUAGUGACAGGGAAGCUAUAUUUUGGCGAAGUUUGUCCACCGUUACUGAUCUUCUCAUAGAGGGGUGGGGAGCUUGUGGUCCUCCAGAUGUUGUUGGGACUCCAACUCCCAUCAGCCCCUGCCAGCGUAGCUAAUGAUCAGUGUUGAUGGGAGUUCUAGUCCAACAACAUCUGGAGGGCCAUAGGUUCCCCACUCCUGCCUUAGAGGAACCCAUGACAGAUUUCCAAGAAACUCCACAGUUUGGAAACUACUGAUCCAGAUGCCAGGGUCAACUUCCGGCACUACAGCAUGCAGAAAACAUCUGUGCAAAAGGAGGAAAAAAACUUCUGAGUGGUGGUGUCCUCCUACUCCUCCUUCAAAGUAGGAAUUAACUAUACUGUUGCUUUCCAAUGAAGGUUGUUUCCCAUGUAGCAUUUGAUGUCCAUUGGAAAGGUCAUAUAUAGAGUAAGUUUUAAUUUAACUUCUUCCUUAUAUCUAUGCUUGCAAGACUACAAUAAUCUGGCAACUGUGAUGUAUUAGGUUGUAAGACCCCCCCCCAAAAAAAGAUCUUUAAAGAGGCAUGAUGUGUGUGUGUGUGUAGAAAAUAGCAUCAAGGCCUGAAUGCACAUUUUCACUCUUUAUUUUUCUCUUUUCAUUGUAUUUAUAAGUUCCCUACUGUUGCUAGUGUGAGAUGAUUAUUAUUUUUUAAAAAGGAGGUUCCAUUCCCAGCCUUUAAAUGCAGCAAGAUGAGAGAUGUGGAAUUGUGCAGGAUCUUUUAUGUCAAAAGGCAAGUACCUUUUGCAAUGCUUAAACUGAAGAACAUAGAUGUUUGUCCCCCUUGAUUGUGUGUCUCAGCAGCCAAUGAAAGCGAGGUCGAAGGAUGCUACUGUGCAGCAAGAAGGCUGCAAGGAGGCAUUUUAUUGCUAAUAGGGCUUCUCAGAUCCUCCUUGAUCCAACAUCAGGAUUUUUAUUUACUUCAGGAUUUAGUUUUGCUGUUUUCUUUGUUUGUUUUUUUUAAAAAAAAAACACAUUGAGAAGGUCAGGUCUGCAGGAGAGCCUAUGAUUUCUUUGAUUGCUUAACUGAUUUUAUUUCAAGUGAUUAUCUCCUUGCCUGUGAUUAUUUUUUGCUCAUCUAUAUGUAAAUAUGGAGACACCUUUGGGGUCUUGUAGAUAGUAAGGGGGAAGGGCGGGAUGUUUUUGUACAGAUAAUUUGAAAAACAAAAAGCGGGGGAAAGAAACGAAACCAAUUUUUAAUAAAACAUAGCCAUUCGCUUGUCUGACAAAUAAGAUCUUGCAUAAUUGGUAGUGAGACUUUAACAUUGGUCCUCAGCAUCAGGGUUUACCAAGGAUACUGAAUUUCAGCAUCAGUCCAGCCAAUGAUCACGGCCCAACUGAGCUUCAGUAGUACUGUAUGUUGAGAGGGAUCUGCCUGCAUAUCUGAAGGUGUGCUCAGAAAUCCCCAUGAGUGUGCCAUCCUUGAAACCAGUACCUUAAGUCUCUUGUGUGAUGCUUCAACAGUGGCUGUUUUCACCACCUUCACUUGCCUACUUUUCCCAUUCUUGCUUCUCAGGGGCCUUCAUGUAUCACACCCUGCAUGCAGCAGUGGAAUCCACUCCAGAUUUUAGUCUGAACUUUCAAGGAGCUGCCCCAAGUUCUGCAGCACCUUGGGCAGUUCCUCAAAAGUUUGGAGUAAAACCUGGAGCAGAUGCCGUUGCCUCACUGGCACGGAGCCACCAGCCACCACAGCCUGCAAGACUACAAGCAUCACUCACCCGUACACAAAUUAAAUGUUUGCCAGGGAGACAGAUUUUCAGCAUCAGAGUCUAGUCAUUCAGUGUCCCUGACUUCCUUCAGCUAGGAAAAAGUCUCAAAGGCAAGUGAGAGAGACCUGUGGCCUAGAACUGAUUGGCAAGCUCUUUUCCUUCAGUCAAGAACGUCUCUGAAUUCUUGUAAGUGGUGAAAGUGGACAAAAAAGAGAGAGAGAUUGAAGUGAAUCACACUUUGGGCAUGACCACCUCUUUGCACAUUGUGUUUCCUAAGAGUACAUCUGUGUGGUUUCCCUCCAGGGGUCAUCUCCAAAUGUAAAAUAUAGAUAUAUCGUAUAGAUACACUUGGCAAAGAUCUGGGAUUAGUUGCAGCCAGGACCAACCUAAAACAUUUUGUUGUCAAAGGCAAAUGAUAAGAUGGCACCCUCACCCCACUACAGAAGACAACGUGACUGGCAGUUCAAUCUUACUUGGGCACUGUUGGCGUCCCCCAUCACACCUGAGGACAGCAGGCUAGUUUAGUGGAUACAGCCCUAUUCUUCAGCCGCUUGCCACCCCCUGCCCCUCCCCCAGCAUCUUCCACCUGAGGCGGCUGCAUCUCUUUUUGUCAUGGUAAGGCUGGCCCUGCUUACAGCUUCCUACUGAGUGCACUUUGUGGAAACAGCAGAGUUGUUGUGUGUUGUGUGAAAUGGCCUUUAUUUCAAAGUUUAAGUGUCCCAGAUCUGUAACAUGCCAACAUGAUGGAAUGAUUGCAGAUUCAGCCCUUGCUGUAAUUUUCAGUGCUUUUCUCUGUCCCUGUUUUAAUUGUUAAUUCUUAUCUGUAGACACUUUGCCCUUCAAGGUUUUGGACAUAAGACUUAAAUCUGGCAGUAUUUUUAACAGCUAGUUGGCACUGUUGCAGGAGAGGUUGCUGCUCUGUUUCUCUUUCCCUCAUCCUCUUGUUUCCACAAUUUCUGCAUGCAGAGAAGAUCCUCUUUCCUUUCAGGGCUGGAUGUGUUCCCAUUUUAUCCCUACUUUUCCAGGACUUGUAGGUUUGUUUUAGUUCUUUUUAAUGCAAAUCAGAUUAUCUAGGGAGUCUCUGUAGCUUAUGCCCCAAAGGGACAUGUGCAUGGCUCCCUCCCCUCUGGUAAUUUGGGGAUCAGAUUUCUGAGCAGCGGAGAAGGAUGUCAAAAUAGGGAUGUGGGAGAAAAUUGAUUCAGUUUGCAUUUAAAGGUGACUUUGCCUAAUUCACACUUCUUGAAGCAAUCUGUGAACCAAAACCUGCUCAUCUUUUAAAAUUUGUAAUUCUCUGAAUUUUCCAGUUCAGUUCUCCAAGUAAUUAAUGUGUUCAAAUGCACAUACAAGGUAAAAAGUGCAUAAAAAUGUAUAUAUUCGUGAAAGCAGCAUGCACAAAUACAUUAUAUCAGGGAUAAUUCCUUGCAAAAAUGUGUGUAUCGGGCAAAAUUGCUUUAAAAUUGUGUGUAUUAGGAAAAAUCCACUCUAAAAUGCUGAUGAACUUUCAUGAGGACUUACAACAAAAUAAGACUUUCCAAACCAAUGUGGAAAUGUGGAGAACGGAACUUAAGACUUAAAAAUGAGAAACUGAGAAAAAGUGAAACUGACAGAUUUGUCCAUCCCUCCUCCAGAGCUCCCGUGUCUGCACAGCCCUCCGGUUUGAUGGAGAAGGGUCGGGGGUUAUAGUUGUGUAUAGAUUAAAAUACAAGGUGUGCUCUGAGCUGCUGAUAUUUUGAAAGCAAUUGCAAAAAAUUGCUAACUUCACCAAACAUGGACUUAACAAAAUGCUUGUGGCUACAGGAAUAUUCCUCUUAGCAGUUUUCCCUGAAGCAUGGCAGUGACCACAAUCCAAACUCAAAUAUCAACGAGUUCACAAAAAUUCCAGUUACUAUGCAUGUGGGCUUAUCAUUCUUAGGUUUUUGUUUAUUUGUUUUGCAUGUCCUUUCCAUGUAUCAUGCCAAACGCAUUUCUCAUGGUGGCCAGACCACUGGACCAUAUGUUGAUAAACUCAGAGUGACAACGUCAGGCCUUUUUCAUCAGCCUGCCUUCUUUCCCAAUAAAUAGAGCAACAGUUUGCAUUUUUUUCUUUCUUAAAAGUUUUUCAAAAACCACUCUCUGCUGAAGAGGGAGGGAGACCCUAAAACGACAGCUCGGAGCCGUCAGUAUAGUCACAGUAAUUGCUAUAAUGGGGAGACAUUCCAAAGCAAGGCUCAAAUCUGCAAAAUAUUGUUCAUAAAAAGUACCUCUGCUAGAAAACUAGUGGGACUCCUUAGGUGAGGAAGAGAAUAUUUGGAAGGACAGAGUUAACUUUGGAAUCAGGGAGGAGAAUCAGAGAUAUUCUUGAUUGUCUUUUGUCAACCCUGAUCCUCAGAAAUAGGUCUCUAGUUUGUUUCCAAUUUGCUAACUUAGUUUCUGUAGUGUUAGUGUGGCUGUUGGUCAUUCAUAAAUCUUUAUUAAGGGUAAGGAGUCUCUAAUUAAACUAGGUCAGAAAUGAAGAGCAUAAUUCGAUCCAGACAGUAGAGAGAAUAUAACAGUAGUAAAGGUGAAAUAGUCAUAACAAUAGAACAUCCCAGCUGGAUCAGGCCCAUCUAGUCUAGCAUUCAGUUCUCACCAGAGCUUGGAAAAGUUACUUUUUUUGAACUACAACUCCCAUCAGCCCAAUCCAUUGGCCAUGCCGGCUGUGGCUGAUGGGAGUUGUAGUUUAAGAAAGUAACUUUUCCAAGCUCUGGUUCUCACAGUGGCCAACCAGAUGCCUAUGGAAAGCCCACAAGUAGAACCCAAGUGCAGUAGCCACUUUCUACACUUGUGAUGCCCAGCAACAGGCAUUCAGAGGCAUACUGCCUCCCAACAGUGGAGGAAGAGCAUAGCCAUCAAGGUUAGGAACCACUGAUAGCCAGGAUUAGAUACAUUUACAGAGGACAAGGCUAUGUGAGGAUUUGAACUCAGGUCUCCCAGGUCCUCAUCCAAACCCUAACCACUAUACCACACAGGGAAUGGCACAGUACAGAAUAUUGCACCUCCUACACAGCCCCAAACAUUAUUGGUGUGCUGGACUACCCGGUAACAUCCCCUUAAAGUAUCAAUUUCAGGAAAAAGACUAAUCCUUUGGGAAAUAUUUUUAUGACACACAGGCUUUUUUGUUGUUGUUGGCUGCAAGAAAUAUAAGUGGCUUUAUCCAGAGCCAACUAUGUGUGCCCUUCAUUGUUGGGGUUCCAAUGGGAGAGCUUCCAUAUACGAUGUAACUAGGAACCAAACACCAAAGAAUUGUGCCAUUUCUGGCUGCAGACUGGCCACGUUGCUUGAAAACUUGAGUUUCCCCUAGCUGGCAAGCACGAUCCCAACAUAAUUAGCCUUGAAGUAGAUGGGAUUUCAAACUUCGAUGGUUGAACUGGAAACAUGAGAAGAAGGGGGAAGACCGAAUCACAGUGAUUUCAGGGCAGAGAAUGGGUGUUAAAAUGUCUUCCACCUUACUUAGGCACUGUAUGUCUGUUUUUAACCCUCAGAAAAGUUCCAAAUCAGCAUUAGGCACUGAAUUUGGGAUCUGCUUACUUACAGUUUAGGCAUUAAUCUCUUAGAGGCAGUCUGAAACUGAGCAUCUUUUGUUUUUGUCACUAAAGAUGCACCAACCCCUGUUAGAGAAAAUGUGGACUGGGACAGAAGGAACUGUCACUACAGGAAACACUCAUAGUGGAUUCAUACCAUCAUACAUAAUGAUGGAAGUUAUGACAAGCAGGGCUGGCUCUAUUAUUAGAUGGAGUGAGGUGGCCAACUUAGACAGCAGAUACUGGAGAGCAGCGGUGACACCCCUCUGGCUGUUCCUCCUGAACCCCCCCAGCUGUCCCCUCUAAUGGAAGACAGAGCUGUGAAUGCAACCUGGCCUGUUCUGGACCUCUUAAACUAGCCUGGCGCCUCAGAUGUGGUGGAGAACACUCUCUUGCCAAGAUCGAAGUAAGAUUCAGCUGCCACUGACAGUCCGGUGAGCUUCUGUAAGCAGAAUGGAGAGGGGGUUCCAUGUUGUCCUUUGCUUCAAACAGUAAAAAAGCUUGGGCAGACCUUGAUGAAAAACCAGUGAGGACUCUAUAUUCCAUACACAAAGAGUCACACUUCUGAUUCUAGUCCUCCACCAAAAUAUUAAACUUUCUGUUCACAAUUUUCAGUGUGUUAAACCUUCAUGCUGACAGCCUAUCUGUGCCUGAGACAGAAUGAGAAGUUAGAUUUCUAGACUCCACCAUUUCAAAUUGAGAGUGGCAAAUUGCAUUGAUGAGUGCCCCUCUAUAUAUUUUUUAAAACACCUCCCUGCAUGCAUGAAACUGGUGCUACUGCUAGACUUCUCUCUGACCUGCUAAUUUUCUGCAUGUUAAGAAGGUUUUUUGUUUUGUUUAUGUGAAGGAGCUUUUAAAGAUUUGAAUCCCAGCUUGCGGUAUGAACUGAUACAAUCCAGAGUUCUACUCCCUGGUUCUGAAUAAUGCGGACAUCAGCUCUCAAUAAUACCUAACAGCAUGAUUACCUAUACAGGCAUAGUUCUAUCAAACUAGGGGGAAACUUUAUCAGAAUAAGCUGUCAUUGAAUAGGUGCCCAACUGGUGUAGGAGUUCAGACCCAUUUACUUUUCAUCAAAGAAGUGGUAUUUUAGAAAACUCCAUCAAUAAACAGCUGUUCAUUCAAGGCUUUAAAGAAGAAUCUUUAAAGAUUCUUCUUUAAAGAAUAACACAAAAAGAAUAAUUUUAUUCUUUAAGAACUGCAUGCAAUAACAAAGGUGAACUGAGUUAUUCAAUGAAAGAACCUUCUAAAAUGUAAAACUUAGUGUAGCAAUGCCUUCUAGAGCAGUGGUUCCCAACCUUUAUGAGCACGGGACCCCCUUUAUAAGCUGAAAAAAAAUUGUGACCCCCUCCACCUAGGGAGGCAGGCUGGCUGCCAGGAAGGAAGGAGGGAAGCAGCCUUUCUUUACAGGCUUGCUUCUUUUUGCUUCACAAAAAGCCCUCUCCUCUCAUUCUAAGUAAGGGCGCUGUCAGUAGCGGCAGUGCAAGGAGACGGGAAUCAGUGAUAGUAAUCCCCUCUUCUUCCUGGUAGCUCCACCCUCAGCCUCCUUUGGCAUCUGCCAUGUAUUUUAUAGGCAGAUGCCUGCCCUUAGUGCACCUGAAAGACGCUCUGGUGUUUCAGCAAAAGGCCUCCCCUCUCGUUUGGAGCAAAGGGGAGGUGUCAUCUGCAGCGGCAGUGGAAAGCAGACAGUGUCGAGGGAGUGAAGACUUUUUUUAAAAAAAUUAAUAAAUAAUUCAUUUCUUUACUGUUCACGGCCCCCUCUGGAUUACUUCGUGACCCCCCUGGGGGUCCUGGCCCCCAGGUUGGGAACCACUGGCCUAGAGAAAAACUGUGCCAUUCUCUGAAAUAGAAUUUGGAAUGAAAUCAGAAGCAACAUUUUCUUGAUUACAUUUCUACAGGAGGCAAAAAAAAUGGCAUUGGUGUUGUUCACUACAUGGGACUUGGCUGAACAUGUCAUCAAAUAUUGCCACCUUCCAGACAUUUCUUCAAAAAAAGGCCUAGUGGUUAAGUGACCUCUGUGGGUGGUAUUCAGCACUAGUCCUCCUCAAAGUAGACCCACUGAGAUUAAUGGACAUGACUUAAGUUAACUGAUUUCAGUGGGUAUACUCUGAGUAAGACCUAGCUGAAUACAAUUCUAUUGCUGUUGCAUUAUUAGUGGUUCAUGUUUUUAGGGCCAUGUAUGUGGCAUAGUGGUUAUGGUGUUGGACCACAACCUGGGAGACCAGAGUUUGAAUCCCCACCUAGCCAUGAAGCUCACUGGGUGACCUUGGGCCAGUCACUGCCUCUCAGCCUCAUGAAAACCCUAUUCAUAGGGUCGCCAUAAGUCGGAAUCGACUUGAAGGCAGUACACACACGUAUGUAUCAUUGUAAGUCAGGACGAGGACCCUGUCACCCUCCCGAUGCUGAUGGUUCACAGUUCAAAUUGUUCCUGGGGCUGAUGGGAAAUGGAGUCCAACAACAUUUGGAGGACCACAGCUUCUCUAUCUCUGUAUAAAAUGCUUCAGAAGCUAACCGAUGAACAUAUGAAUCUACCUUUUCUUACAAAUAAGUACUGAAAGGCAGAUACACCUUUUUAAAUAGUAACAACAACAAUAAUAAUCUCAGUAUAAAAGUAAAUAUGAAGGAUCAACUUUGUGGUUUUCCCUCUCUUGACAGGUUGGUGAAUUAAAUUAUAUCAUGAUAGUAGACUAUGGGUGUACCCAAUGGAGUUGAUUAGGAGGUUACGAGAAAAGGAAAUGCUACAUCACACAAUAAAUAAUGUGUGUAAUAGAUUUCAUAUCCUCAGGAAGCAAUGAUGGCCACUAAGGUCAAGGCUCUAAAAGGGGGGGGGAGGAAUAGACAAGUUCAUCAGGAGUAAGUUGAUCAACAUCAAAUUGAACAUGAUAGAUACAUUAAACUUCUAAGACCAGAGGGAGUGGAAUACUUCCAGACACCAGAUGGCAAAGCAACCCUGAAGGGUUGCUGACUUCAUUACCUGUUUUUCCGUUUAUAAGAGGCACCUGACUAGUUAGCAGCCAUUGUUGGGAAAAUCAUGUUGGGCACGAUGGACCUUUGGUUGGAUCCAGUGGAGCUACUUAUGUUAAAUCCAUCUAAGUCUAAGAGUAUUUCCAUAUGGCUCAGUGGCAGAGCACCUGCUUUGCAUGCAGAACGUCCCAGGUUCAAUCCCCAGCAUCUCCAGGUACUUCUAGAAGAGACUUCUACCUGAAACGCUGGAGAGCCACUGCCAGUGAGUGUAGACAGUACCGAGCUGGAUGUACCAAUGGUUUGACUCAGAAUUAGGCUGCUUCUUAUGUUCCUUCCUGUGUUCCUAAUUGUUUCAACAUGGAAUUUGAUCAUACCUGUAAAAUGCCAUGUGGUAAAUGUUUGGCAUGGUAGACAGUGAGCAAGUAUGGCUGAUCACUCCAUUUUGUACAGAACGUAUAGUUUGCCUGUUACUCUUUGAUUGACAGAGGCUGAGGCUGUUAGUUAUGAAGGAAAUGAGGGGGGUAAGACAAUAUUUUUAAAUAAUAGUUUAAAACAGGGAUAGGGAACUUGACACCUGCUGGUUGUUGUUGGGUUCUAAGUCCCAUUAGCCCCAGCCAGCACAGGCAGUGAUUAGAGAAGAUGGGAGCUGAAGCCCAACACCAUCUGGAGGGCCACAAGUUCUGCAUCCCUAGUUUAAAAGGCAUCUUAGGCCUGAACUGUUCUAUCUUACAUCAGUUGUAAUGUUGCAUCUUUCUAGUGUUACUUUGAAGUCAGUGGUCAUAGGUUCGAUUCAUCAUCUCUGUCUUUGUUUACUGCAAUGAAUUAAAAGUUUGCUCUGAGUAUGUGUAUGGAAAGAAGGCAGGUUUUUACCCCCUCAGCUUGGUUAUUUCGUUCAUUAUAUGCAGAAUGUAGAAAUAUCACUAGAGUGUAAGAGAUGGUCCAUCUUCUCGAUCCAGUUAGAGUUGAUAUUUAUCCUGGAGUUAUGAAGACAACCAGUAUUUGUUUUGUUUGUGGAGGGGCUUUUCGAAUGCAUCGUUCCAAGUUAAAGAUCAAAGACUGAGAUUUCACAAUUUUGAGUUAUGCUUUUAGGGACAAAAAAUAAUGCCUUCCUAUUUUUCCAAGUCUAAACCUGAUUUUCUUUACCGUAGGCAUAAAGAAAGUUUGUAGGCAUUAAAAGUUUUUCUUUCCCAUUUCCAUUCUUUUUUUAAAAAAACAACCCUGUAGCCUAGAAGAGGAACCUGUGGCCCUCUAGGUGUUGCUGGACUACAGCUCCCAUCAUACAUGACCAUUAUCCACGAUGACUGGGACUGAUGAGAGUUGGAGUCAUAACAGCGUCUGGAGGGCCAUAGGUUCCCCACUCCUCCUGUAGCUCAUGUAUUGUAUGUUUGCUAACAUUUUUACAAAUGGGGUUCAAGGUACCCUUGAUAUUUUUUGUAAUCUUCCAAUUAUUUUCAUGCUUUGAUCCAGAGUUUCAUGUGCACACAUGACGCUCAGAAUGCAAGGACUGCUCUGUCCAUUUCAUUGACCUUUCCUGAUCAGCCCACAAAUAGAAAACAACAGUGAGUGGAUGCUCUCCUCCGGUGAAAGAAAUGGGGAAGCUCUUGCAGGCAGGUGAGCUCCAUACACAUAUUGGAGCUCCAGCAUCUGUAAUUACUUUGUGGAUCAGAGUGUCUGAGUGUGAGUGGUAGAAGAGUUGCAGCCGCUGUAUUUGGACUCACAUCUCAAGCAUUUGCUUUUUCUAUAUCUCUGGUAAUCAGUCCAAGUGACUCACAUGCUAUUAGUCCUGAUACUACCUGAUCAGCCUCCUGUUUUACUGGAGAGCCAUGUUAAGGGAAGGGGUGGUGUGUGGAAGGCCAGUGUCCCACCCCACCCCCAAAAGGGACCUGCUAGCCAUCUUGUCUCUGUUUGGCAACUGGAAGACCCAGUUAUGACUACUGAGGGGGUCAGAUUUGGCCCAUGGAUUCCCCAGUUGCCAAUUUUGGCUAUACACCAUUUUGUCAUAGGCAUGCCUUUUCAUGUGUGUGAUCCUCAUCCCUUUGCAUGCACCAAGUUCUGUGUACAAUAUCCCAGAGCUUGGAAAAGUUACUUUUUUGAACUACUGCUCCCAUCAGCCUAAUCCAGUGGCCAUGUUGCCUAGGGCUGAUGGGAGUUGUAGUUCAAAAAAGUAACUUUUCCAAGCUCUGCAAUAUCCACACAGGAUGAUACUCAACUGUUUGUUUCCAAGAUAAAAGUGCAUAAUCACACUUUGUCACAAUUUAAAUAUGUUCUGCAGCUACAUCCAGUAGUGAUCAGCUAAUCCUCCAAGGUUAAAAAUGGAACUCCAGGCAACCCUCUGAAAGAUGAAUAUGUACUUGACUGUCAUAAGACUUGAAGCCAGUUCCUUUGUUAGUGCAAAAUUGAUAUUGAAGCAAAUGGAAGUUCUCUCUCUCUCUCUCCCUCGUAAAAGCAAGUCAGUCUCAUUUUUUCCCCCAGGAAAUCAUUUUGCUUCCUAAUGCGCGAGGUGUGGAGCGCCUCCUAUACGCUGUACCUACUGAUGAUGCAUGAGCUCUUUUCUAAUCAGUCUGAGCUUUUGGCAGAUCAUGGUGGUCUUAAAAAAAAAAAGACUCCAUUCUCAAUGUUUCCCUAAAUGGGUGUGUAUUUUUCUUUAUUUUUUAUGAGUCUCUUUGCAGAGUUUAUAUGUGUUAUCUUUCAGAUUUCCUCUAAAGCAAUAGCUCAAGUUAUCUGUUUCUUAAAAGAAAAGAAGAAGAAAACCACAAAAAGAGGGCAUGAUCCAGCCAGAGUUCACCACUUCCGAGACCUAUUCAGUUCCAUGAAUGAUAGUGAAUGUGGUGAUAUGGAAGGUGAUGUUCAACUACACCUGGGGUGGGGAACCUGUGGCCUUCACUCCAAAUGUUGCUGAAUUGCACCUUCCAUCAUCCCUGGCCAUUGGCCAUGCUUGCAGGGGCUUGGGAGUUGUAGUUCAGCAAUAUCCGGAGGGCCAAAUGGUCCCCAUCCCUAAACGAUGCACUCUGCCUCUGCUGCAUGGCUUCCAAGCCUUGUUGCUAUUUCUCUGCGACAAAGUGGAUCUGGGAGGGGGUCGGGAGAAGUGGCAGGUGGAAAGGGCAGCACUUAGCCCUCCCCUUGCCAGUUGCCCUAUCCCAAUUACUUCCCCCCCAAGCAAAUAUUCUGUCACAAACAAGAUCUUGGAUCAUGAGAAUGUAGCUCAGGGGUGGUGAACCUUGGGCCCCGGGGCUAAUUGUGGCCCUACAGUCCUCUCUAUCUGUCCCUCUGGACCAUCCCCACAUUACAUCGCCUUCUCAGCCACACCCCUUUCCCCCCGACCAUGUCCCUUGCUGCUUUACACCAUUCUUUUUGCCUGGCUGAAAUAUCUCCUUGAACUGUGAUCAUGCCUCUUGCUUACCUGGGCAUAGGAUAAAGAGGGAUGUGUGAAUAUUUGUAGAAACUAGCCUACUGUACAAAGGUAAAAUUUGCUCCUCCCACUUUUAUAUCUGGCUCCACCCACCACUGGGCAUGUGACCCUAUCCCCACCCACCCCACAGAAGGAAUGUGGCCUUUGGGCCCGAAGAUGGUUUCCCACCCCUGAGAUAGCUGAAAGGGAGAUGGAAGGAGGAAAGCUAGCAGCCUGGAAGGCCUGUGAAGUUCCUUUCUAAGGCUUCUGUCUUGUACAGACAAAUUUGGGAGUAAGUUCCAUUGAAGUCAAUAGGACUUGCUUCUGAAUGGGACUGUGCUGUCAAUUUCUCAGUGAUUUGGAAGUGAUUUGGCUGAUUCAUACCCAAAGGAAGCAGAACUGCCAACCAAAGUAGGGGGAAGUGCUCAUCAGUAUUUGUACAUGUCCAUUUUAACAUGGUGUUCUUUUCACUAAGUGUACUACAUGCAUUAAUUUAUAUUUAUAUAUUGCCAAUAUUGUUGUAAUAACCAAGCCUCCUUUUUUUUCGUUUUGAACACUUCAAGAACAAGGCCUUGUAUUUUUUUUUUCAGGUGAUGCUCUUUCACGGACCGACUGAAAUCUUUUCUCCUUUCACUGAUAACCUUGCACUUAAGACAUGUAGCAAUACUUAAUAUAUUCCCUUCACGAGUAUUUGUUAAGUGAUUUUUAGUUUAAUGGCUGAUAAAUGUUUUGUACAAAAUAGAUUCUGUACAGGGAAAAAACAAAAACAAAGAGAAAUCUUUUAGAUAAACAUUAUUUAUUUUUACUGUUUUUUGUAAGUUAGACACUAUAAUGAUGCUCCUUUUUUGCCAGAAUUACUGGAAGUGCCUCUUGGUAUAAAUGUAUAAUAGUAAAUAUGUAUUCAGAAUUAUUAGAGAUAACCUGUCACAAAAAAUGAACAAUGUGGAUGUUGCAAUGUGAAG